Molecule: messenger RNA, 1333 nt
Organism: Brassica rapa (field mustard)
Lineage: Eukaryota; Viridiplantae; Streptophyta; Magnoliopsida; Brassicales; Brassicaceae
Source: RefSeq, a predicted model, not a curated record
UUCGGAUCUGUUUUAAGGAGGUGUUAUUAGUUUAUAUGUUUUGGUUGAUUUAGAAAUUCAUAUAGUAUUUAUAAAUCCAAGUAAAAUAUACAAAUCCGGAGGUUUUCUUUCGGAUUUGUGUCUUUGUAUUUUUAACAGAAAAAUCCAAGCAACUUCAUUCAAAUCUAUUAUAAAAUCAAAUAUAUUAGUAAAUCCGUGCGAUUGAAUAACACUUGAUUUGAUAUAGAAUUUAUGAAUCAUUAAACCAAUAACACAUGAUUUUAAUACAGAUUUGAAAAUCAUAAAUCCGAACUAGAUUUAGUUCGAAUUUUCAAAUCCAUAAAAAUACAACAACCAAUAACCUACUAAGACUACAAAAAAACAUUUGCAAGUAAUUUGAGCCAAAUAAAAGCCCAUUGAAAUGAAUGCUGAAGGCCCAUCUGAACGAGAACCAAACAACCCAAAAGCUGAAAGAAUCGCCGUCUGAGAUGGAAGGUUAUAGUGGAAGGUCUUUGAAGGACGACCAAAAAGGUCUGAGAAGAGUCUACAAAGGUACCGUUAACAGUAGCAUAUACGAGAAAGUUCAAGAAUUCGUUGGAGCCCUGUAAGCAGAGUGGUGAUGAUGGGAGACGAGGGUUGGAGAAAGAUUAGACUUUUAUGCCCUUCUGUAUCGAAAGUUAUCGACUGGGUUGCUUGGAACGAUCAGAAACUUGAUUUUAAGUCUAUAGCUGCAGCGUUUGGGCUCGAGCCGUCGACGGUGAAGCUCAAUGGUCACUUCAUAAGCAGAGAUAGUGAUUUAGUCGCUUCUUGUGUGACGUGGAAGUCUUUGCUAGCUUUCUUCUCAGCUAAAGGCUUGUCUACUGGUAAAGACGGAGGUGGUGCUCUUCUUGUCGACGGCAAGCUCUCUAGAGUCGGUACCAAAAGAGCAUACUCUGGUUCUCAGGAGGACAUAACCAUCAACAAUCUUGGUCUAAACAGAAACAAGAAGUUGAAAGAUAAGUGUUCAGUAUCAGCAGGUGAUGAACCUCUGCUCUCUGGAAGCAACAAGAGAAAACUCUUGUCUGAAGAUAUGCAAUCACUCAAGAAACUAAAACUCAAUAAGGGUGAUAGCUCAGGAAGACAAAGUGAAAUCGGAAAAACGCCAUUAAAAUGCAGUUUCACUAGUGAUGGGCUCAAGAGGACAAGAGAAGAUGAUAUGAUUGCUUCCGCAUCUUGUAAGAAGAUAAGAUAGAGAAGUACUAUGUAGAAACAGAGCAUGCUGUAAUAGUUUUGUUCUUGUGUAUUGGCUAAAAGCUAAAUGCAAAAUUUAAACUCUUAAAGUGCAAAUCUUAAUGGUCCAAAACACUCUUGUCGA